Coccinella septempunctata (seven-spotted ladybird) is the source of this 2425-nucleotide messenger RNA. Its product is annotated as ubiquitin-like modifier-activating enzyme ATG7. The transcript has 12 exons. Bases 109 to 2316 code for a protein of 735 amino acids. Gene Ontology annotation, biological process: piecemeal microautophagy of the nucleus; C-terminal protein lipidation; autophagy of mitochondrion. Gene Ontology annotation, cellular component: phagophore assembly site; cytoplasm. Gene Ontology annotation, molecular function: Atg8 activating enzyme activity; Atg12 activating enzyme activity. NCBI's taxonomy places the organism in Eukaryota, Metazoa, Arthropoda, Insecta, Coleoptera, Coccinellidae. The record is from RefSeq and is a predicted model, not a curated record.
GAAAUACUAUAAACGUCAUCAUCACAAUAUUUGUAAACAAAUCAUCUCUUCAUCAUUUUUAUUUUCUACUAAAAAUUGUGUCAGUCAGCUUGUUAGUUCGUGAACGAAAUGACAUCAAAACCAAUUGAAUUUGUUCCAAUUUCUUCGUUGAUAAACCCUAGUUUUUGGAAUAAAUUAUCAGAAAUAAAAUUGAAUGAUGAUAAAUUAAGUGAAAAAGAGCACCCCGUUUGGGGAUACUUCUCUAACAUUAAUAAUAAAUGCAAGAUUCCUAUUUUAGAAGUUAACAGCACUUCUUUCAACAGUCAUUUUGAUAGUCAGAAAAUAUAUAUUCCAUUUCAUGGGAGAAUACUCAAUGUAAAUACAAUAGAACUUUUCAAGGAUUUCGAUAAAACCCAAUGUAUAAAUAGAAUUGGGCAAGACAUAUUUACGAGCAUUGAGAAUGGACAGGCAUUAGAAACACCCUCGUUAUUGAAUCAAUUUUUCAUUUUAUCCUAUGCGGAUUUGAAGAAGUUCAACUUUUACUACUGGUUUGCUUUUCCUGUACCUUAUAAACUUUCACUUACUUAUAAUAACAUAAAAAAUAUAUAUGAUGUUUUUGAUAAGGAUCAGCUGGAAUACAUUUGGGAUAAAUAUUGUGAAAUGGAAAGUUCACAGAAACCUUAUUUUCUCAUUUCACUUGAAAAUGGUUCCGUGGAUGUUUUUCAACUGAAACAUAAACUGAAAUUUAUUGAUGGAGGUAAUUGUGAGAACUACUAUUUUGUAUUUUAUGAUUUAUCACUCCUGGAGAAUUGUCCUGGUUCUACGUUGAGGAACUAUGUUACAUUAAUUUUACAAUAUUGCUCAGACUUGCAAGGAAAAUCUAUAAAUUUCCUCUCUCUUCGUAUAAAAAGAAACGAGGACUAUAAGUUGACAAUAUCAGAAAGCCUCAUCUUCAAUGCUGAAUUGCCAGUUUGUCAUACUUCUGUAUCUGAUUUCAUCAAUGAAGACCCCGAUAAGAGAUGGGUAGGUUGGGAGAAAAACGAAAGGGGUAAAUUAGGACCUAGGAUGUCUAACAUGAAGAGCUUUUUAGACCCUAAGGAACUUGCCGAGAGCUCGGUAGAUUUGAACCUGAAACUGAUGAAAUGGAGACUUCUCUCGAAUAUCGAUUUAGAAAAAAUUAAAGCCACCAAAUUCUUGCUUCUAGGGGCUGGAACCUUGGGUUGUUCAGUUGCAAGGAUUCUUUUGGGUUGGGGAGCCAGACAUAUAAGUUUUAUAGAUAACUCGGUUGUGUCAUAUUCAAAUCCAGUUCGACAAAGCUUAUUUACUUUUGAAGAUUCCCAGAAUUCUAAACCAAAAUCUGUUGCAGCUGCUGAAAAUCUUCGCAAAAUUUUUCCUGGGGUGAAGUCCAAAUCCUACCAAAUGACUAUUCCAAUGCCUGGACACCCAGUCGGAGAAAGUACAAUGGAACAGUUGAAAAAAGACGUAGAACUUCUUACAAACCUUGUGUCCGAACAUGAUGUUAUAUUCCUACUUAUGGACUCUAGAGAAAGCCGUUGGUUCCCAACUCUUUUAGGGUCUUAUUUCAAUAAAAUCGUCAUCAAUGCUGCUCUAGGUUUUGAUUCGUAUUUAGUAAUGAGACACGGUGUUAGGGUUGAUACAGAUGAACUCAAAGUGAGGCAACAUAAACCGGGUUUUAAGAGCUUAAAGGGAAAUUUCCUCGGCUGCUAUUUUUGUAACGAUGUCACAGCUCCUGGAAAUUCAACGAAGGAUAGAACUCUGGAUCAGCAGUGUACAGUUACUAGACCGGGUAUUUCAGCCAUAGCCGGUGCUCUUGCGGCAGAAUUGGCUAUAUCUCUUCUGCAACAUAAGGAAGGAGCCAAGGCGGCAGCUUUCUAUCAACUGGGAAGCGUUGUGAAUCCUCAGCAAGAAUUAGAUAACCAAUGUGUUUUAGGAAUAAUACCCCAUUCCAUACGUGGAUAUUUGUCUUCUUUCAGUCAGGUUUUGCCAGCCGUUGAGAGGUAUCAGCAGUGUACCGCUUGUUCCCAGACCAUCUUAGACGCAUAUCACAAAGAUGGGUUCGGUUUCCUCGUUCAAGUUUUCCAAAAUUCAAAGUACCUGGAAGAUGUCAGCGGUUUGGCCACUAUGAAUAAGGAAGCGGAAGAUACUACGAUUUGGGAGUUCAGUGACGAAGAAGAAGUUCAUUGCACGGAUUAUGAGGACAAUGAUUCAGACAAUGCUUCCAAGAUUUCACAUGAAAAGUUAGAAAAGGUUGACGAAACUGAGACAGUUUCGGGAAUACCAGAAAAAGAGGAACAGGGUAAAAUUACACAAGAGUAGCUUAAGAACCAAUUAAUCAUUCCUAUUGUAUAUCGUUUUUGUUAUAUUGUAACUCAUCAGGAUAGAAACUGAUGUUCCUGUGAGUAUUUAUAAAUGCUAUAUUAUCAGA